Molecule: messenger RNA, 1248 nt
Organism: Aspergillus saccharolyticus JOP 1030-1
Lineage: Eukaryota; Fungi; Ascomycota; Eurotiomycetes; Eurotiales; Aspergillaceae
Product: FAD-dependent oxidoreductase
Exons: 3
Coding region: 1-1248 (415 amino acids)
Molecular function (GO): FAD binding
Source: RefSeq, a predicted model, not a curated record
AUGGAGCCGGUUCUCAUUGUUGGAGCUGGUAUCGUCGGCCUAACCCUAGGCCAGGCCUUGCACAAGCUGAGCAUACCUUUCCGCAUUUUCGAGCGCGACGCAACGCCAGCUGCCCGCGGUCAAGGCUGGGCCAUCACUUUACACUGGGCGCUGGAGUAUAUCCAUCACAUCCUCCCCGAGGAGACCCUGCGAGCCAUCGAGGCCGUGCAAGUCGACCCCGAAGUCGCCAAACAUGACAACGGCAACUUCCUUUUCAUCAACCUUGCCACCGGCGAACCCAGGUUCAAAAUCCCGCCUAGCAUCCGCUGGCGCGUCAAUCGCGAGAAGAUGCGCCAGGCGCUGCUCCGCGGCAUCGAAGAGCACGUGCAAUGGAAGUCGCACGCGGUGAGCGUGGAAGUCGACAACAGACCCAACCCUUCCCCUUCUCUUGUGCUCGCAGACGGCACUCGGGUGCGAGGAAAGAUAGUCAUCGGGGCGGAGGGAAGUCGGUCGAUGGUGCGGCGAGUGCUGCGGCCAGAUGCGCACAGCAACCGGAUCCUACCGAUUCGCUUCACGGGUGUAGCGGUCGAUCUCUCCCCCGAGGAGAUCCGCCCGCUGCGAGCACUGGAUCCGUUACUCUUCCAGGGCUGCCAUCCCCGCUCGGGGGCGUUCUUCUGGUUCUCGUUGCUCGAGACCCCCUGGACCAAUGGAACGGCAGGGUCUUCUGACGAGCAUUAUCGGGCGCAGAUUUGCAUGUCGUGGCCGGUUAAGGGGGCAGAUGACGAAGUUGGUGCCACGGAUGCUGCGCGUUUGGCGAAUAUGAAGCGACGCGCGGUCGGUUUCGUCUCCUGUCUGCGCUCGGUCGUGGAGGGUAUUCCGGAGACCACCCCCGUGUCGGAGAUCAAAUUGGCGGACUGGGAGUGUUUGGAGUGGGACAACCAUCGCGGCCAGAUCACUCUCGCCGGGGAUGCUGCUCAUGCGAUGACGAUGUACCGGGGAGAAGCAGCGAAUCAUGGGCUACUCGAUGCAUUAAGGCUUGUGCAAGCCCUCCAGUUGGUCUAUACGGGCGGCAGAGGGCUCAAGGAGGCAAUCGAGGAGUAUGAGGCAGAGAUGCGAUUACGCACCAGACGUGCGGUGCUGCUGAGUCGACAAGCCUGUUUCGAAGCCCACGCGUGGGAUCAGCUUCAUGAACACUCGGCCAUUUUGACUAAGAGAGCGAUCACUGCAGAAACGGGGCUUGAGACCAAUAUGCAAAUAAGUCGAAUCUAG